AUCAGAAAACGCGCGCGCGGCCUUAUAGCUCAUUUUUAGUAGCUAUCGACGAUGGCAGAAGCCAGCGGUGGCGCGCCCGCGAACGCGGCGUCGCAGAGCAGCUUAAAUGACCAGCUGCUUGUCGCCGCCGGGAUGGGGGACCUCGCAGCGCUGCGCGAGGCCCUCGCCGCGGGUGCCGACGUAGAGGCGAGGAUGACCGAGAAUGGCGUCACCAGGACGCCACUCGCUCGCGUUGUCAAUCCCCCCAUGUCCAUAUCUGACGAAAGGAGGACAGCGUGCGUACGCGCCCUGCUUUUAGCUGGCGCAUCGCUCUCAGCGCCCAUAACAACUCCUGGGGGGAAUCGUUGGAUGCCGUUGCAUGACGCAGCAUUCCUUGGGUUGUACACAGUGUGCAGACUGCUUCUAGACGCCGGCGCAGACGUGAACGCACUGCACGGAGACACUUAUACUCCGCUUCACUACGCUGCAAACCGUAGCCACCAAAAGAUCAUCGCCCUGUUCCUCUCGCGCGGGGCCGUAGACGGCCCGAACGUGGACCGAUUGGCUAGUUCAUCGUACCUCGAGAAGGUCAGGGCCGCCGGCGGUUUCGCAAACUACCAGAAGCAGCACCGCGCAAAGCUGGUCGCGAUGCUCGCGCCGAAGUUCGCCCACAUGCUCCCGCCGGAGCUUGUGUCCGUCGUGAUCAUGUUCUGGGCCCCUGUCGGCCUCCACUAGUUGUGCCGUGUGUAAAGUGAAAUAUAGAGC
Pelagomonas calceolata is the source of this 744-nucleotide messenger RNA. NCBI's taxonomy places the organism in Eukaryota, Pelagophyceae, Pelagomonadales, Pelagomonadaceae. The record is from the annotation of a GenBank genome assembly.